AUGGAAGACGAUUCACCAGCAGCUGUUGAUAUUGUUAUGAAAUAUUCAACAUAUGAAGAAUUUCUUGAUUCACAAGUUACUCGUUUAGAUCUAAGUUAUCUUGAGGAUGAAGAAUUAGCUCGACAACUUGUUGAACUUGGCUAUCGUGGUAGUGGAGAAGUAAUUAAACGAGAAGACUUUUAUGCUCGAAAAGCAGCUGCGGAACAAUUACUUCUUUCACGACGUAUUCAAGCACCAAAAUUAGCCAGUGCAAAUAAAGAAAUAACUGAACCAUUAUUACGCGAACUUGCUGACACUGAAGAAGCUAAUCGAACAGGAAAAAUGACAACAAUUAUUUUUAUUCGUGAUCGAAAUUCUCGACAACAAGAAAUAUCUGGUUAUAUAGACUAUGCACAUCGAUUAAAAUCUGAAGAUUUUGAAGUAUAUUUUGCUGGCAAGAAAAAAUUAAUACCUAAACCAACUGAUCUUAGUUAUUAUAAUUGGGAAAAUCAAAUAUGUUGUUCAAAUAAUACACCUAAUUUUCAAUUAAUAACAAAUCAUCUUGAUGGUCUAUUAUUUAAAAGUAAACGAGAUAGAAAAAUAAUUAUUGUUGAUCCAAAAGCUCUAUCAUAUGGUGAUAACACUAGCCGAAAAGAAAUUAAAUCGGAUAAAUAUAUACAAGUUAUUGUUUAUCGUCAUUCAACUCGUCGUAAAACAUAA
Messenger RNA from Rotaria sp. Silwood2, 699 nucleotides. The record is from the annotation of a GenBank genome assembly. Lineage: Eukaryota; Metazoa; Rotifera; Eurotatoria; Philodinida; Philodinidae.